Molecule: messenger RNA, 1132 nt
Organism: Penaeus vannamei (Pacific white shrimp)
Lineage: Eukaryota; Metazoa; Arthropoda; Malacostraca; Decapoda; Penaeidae
Source: RefSeq, a predicted model, not a curated record
UUUGUCGUGGGGUUAUGGCUGUGCUCGACCUGAAAGGCCCGGAGUCUAUGCCAGAGUUACACAAUAUUUGCAAUGGAUUUCUGACACAACAACCGGAGUCUGUGUCGAUGGGAGCGCACCUGCUCCGACAAAUGCCCCCACGCCUGCCCCUACUUCUGAUCCCAAUUCUGACUGCCCUGGAUGUGGACAAGUCAACCGUGCCAACCGCAUUGUUGGUGGAGUAGAGACGGAGGUGAACGAAUAUCCCUGGAUGGUUUCUCUUGUCGACGGCAGUGGAUACUAUCACUUCUGUGGCGGUUCUAUCAUCUCCAGCCAAUGGGUCGUCACUGCAGCUCACUGUGCAGUAGGCAUGACCACCUCGGAUUAUGUGCUGGUGGGAGACCACAACCUGUACUCCGGAAGCGAAGCCAAUUCUCAGUGGAUGCAGAUUGCUGAAAUUAAGAAUCAUCCGUCCUAUGAUUCCAAUACACUGGACAACGACAUUGCCCUCAUCAGACUCAAGACAGAGAUCCAGUUCCCAUCUGACAACAAAAUCGCCCCUGUCUGCCUUCCAACUGCUGGUGAAAUGUAUGAUAGUGUGGAUGCCACAAUCACAGGAUGGGGAGCUCAACAGGAGGGAGGAUCCACAUCGGGCACCUUGUUCGAAGUAACAGUGCCCACCAUGACAAACACCGUAUGCAAUACCAAGUACGGAGGACGCAUCACUGACAACAUGAUCUGCGCAGGCAUUCCUGAGGGAGGCAAGGACUCCUGCCAGGGAGACUCCGGUGGACCAAUGGUGUGGAAAAACGGCAAGUGGAAGCUGGUGGGAGUUGUGUCGUGGGGUUAUGGCUGUGCUCGACCUGAUAGGCCCGGAGUCUACGCCAGAGUUACACAAUACCUUGACUGGAUUUCGACCUCGACCGGAGGUGUCUGUCCGACGGCUGGUUAAUCCACCCAUUGGAAAGGUUGUCAGAAGCCAAAGCCCGGGCCAGGAGUACACUCUCGAAGGCACGGUGUAGACGAGGAGCUGGAAUUGGAUGUUUUCAUUCCUGUCUUCCAUGUUUUCUUUAGUUUGGCCAAGUUUCCUUUCUUUGCCCUUAUUUCUGUUUCUGGAUUUUCCAUAUCAGGAAAUAUUAAAUUUGUGAAUUGA